Molecule: messenger RNA, 495 nt
Organism: Prunus armeniaca (apricot)
Lineage: Eukaryota; Viridiplantae; Streptophyta; Magnoliopsida; Rosales; Rosaceae
Source: the annotation of a GenBank genome assembly
AUGAGGAAAAAGGACUACAACAAAAUGGUGCACUUACAUCUAUUCGUGGACUUUGAAAUAGAAACAAGGCUUGCCAUUGCCCUUGCUGAUGUUGUGGGACAGAGCCAGUGUAUAUGUACAGAAGUUGAGGGAUACAAUCACAGAAUGUUGACUGACUUUGAAGGUGUUGCAAGAAAAAACGAAGUAGGGUUCCGCAUUUGGACUAGCAAAGAGGGUAUUGGGAUGCUAAGGGGUUCUUAUAACUUAGAUGGGUAUGCUUCAAGAAGGGCAUGUCAAAUGGUAAAGCUGCAAUUAAUGGUGUUUUUUGUGUUGCAGUUCCACCAGUACCAGGUUGUUGGGAGAAAGCUCCCUAUGGCAUCUAAUGAGCACCCCAAGAUUUACCAAAUGAAGCUCUGGGCCACAAAUGAGGUUCACGCCAAGUCCAAGUAUUUUAUGAGGAAGCUGAAGAAGGUCAAGAAGAGCAAUGGCCAAGUGCUUGCCAUUAAUGAGAUGUGA